CCCCGCGCGGGGAUGCAUUGAUGAGGGACAGGCUGGCGGGGGACGCGGCUGGGGCUGCAGCCAACCGGGGUCCUGCAGGGCGGAGGGCCAGGGACCCCGGAGUGCGCCCCGCAGGCAGGCAGCCGGCAGUGCUCAGGCAGUGGAGGGGCCCUCCCGUCGGGGGCGGGCCGGGCGGGGCGCGCGCGUCCUUCCCGAUAGCUCUGUAGCUUCUGUGUUCUGCCCCGGUCGCUCCUUUCGCCUGGACCCACUUCCCCAUCGGUGCGACGAGGGGGUGAGAUGAGGCGGAGCUGACCUGGAAACCUCUCCUUGGCCACUGUCCUUUCUAAGGAACUCACCUUCCAGAGCCCACCCGCACAGAACUGGCAGGGGACCCUCUUAGGAGCAGAGAAAAUGGCGAUCUUCAGGCAGCUGUCCUUGGGCAUGAAGGCCGCUCUGGCUGCUGGCACUGUCUUCGUGUCCAUGAUUGUCUCCCGCUGUUAUUUGGCGGGGAGCCUUGAGCUCAGGGCCUGGCGUUGGCUGUUGCGCUUGCAGCUGGCCCUGUUUGCCAACUCACUCAUGCUUAUAGGCUCCCACUACAUCUGGUGUAGUGCAGUCAGCAACCUCAGCCAUGCCUCAGCUGCAGAGUCGGCCUGUUUUCAGCUUUGGAAGAUGGCUGUUGUGACAUUUCUGGCCCUGGCCCAUUCCAGUUUCUUCACCAUGCUCUUUUUAGUGGCCGAGGAGCCCUAUCUCUUUUCCUUGGCAGCCUACUCCUGCCUCGGGGCGUACAUCAUCAUGGUCUUCUUCCUCUGUACCCUCAGUGGCAUGGAGCAGGCCUGUCAGCUCCUGGCCUGGCGCAGUGGUCGAGUCGUGAGCAGCCUUGACAAGACAAGGAAGCUGGCACUCAGGCCAGCCCUGGCCGUGGUGGUGACCGCUGUGCUCAGUGUGGUCGGGCUUCUGAAUGCUGCCCAGCCCCCAGCUGUGAAAACAGUGGAGGUGCCCAUCCAUCAGCUGCCCCCCUCUAUGGACAACCUCAAGAUAGUGCUCCUCUCAGACAUUCACUUGGGUCCCACCGUGGGCAGGACCAAGAUGGAGAUGUUCGUGAGGAUGGUGAACAUGCUGGAACCAGAUGUCACGGUGAUCGUGGGUGACCUCUGUGAUUCAGAAGCCUCAACCCUCCGGACCGCUGUCGCUCCUUUGGGCCAGCUUCAUUCACGCCUCGGCACCUACUUCGUCACAGGCAAUCACGAAUACUACACAUCAGAUGUCAGCAACUGGUUUGCGCUGCUGGAAUCCCUGAAUGUCAAGCCCCUUCACAAUGAGAAUGUGAAGAUUUCUGCCAUCCGGGCCCAACAUGGUGGUGGUGAGGAUGGCGACUGGAUCUGCUUGGCUGGGGUGGACGAUAUUGAAGCAGAUGUCUUGCACUACUCUGGCCACGGCAUGGAUCUCGACAAGGCCCUGGGGGGCUGUAGCCCAGACCACACCACCAUCUUGCUAGCUCACCAGCCCCUGGCUGCCAAGAGAGCCCUUCAAGCUCGGCCAGAUAUUAACUUGAUCCUUUCUGGGCACACGCAUGCUGGGCAAAUCUUCCCCUUGAACGUGGCAGCCUAUCUCCUGAACCCCUUCUUUGCUGGUCUCUACCAAGUGGCCCAGACUACAUUUGUAUAUGUCAGCCCAGGCACGGCCUACUAUGGGAUACCCAUGAGAUUGGGUAGCAGGGCGGAGAUUACGGAGCUCAUCCUGCAGCGAGCUCCCUGAACCCGGCCCUGCCUUGUACACCUCUUGAUUGAACCUUGACCUUCACUCUCCGUCCUUCAGAGCGGGUUGCCUGCUUCACCUGUUCCAGCCUCUCCUGCCCAGCCCUGCCAACACACGCUUGUCACAAGCCUGGCUGGAACAGUGAUUUGUGGUGGGGCUGCCUGGCAGGUUAACUCUGUAGAUGGCCAGUUGCUUUUUUAAAUGCAUUUGUGAGGCCACUGAAGUCACUGAAAGUCACUGAAGUCACACAUGAAAGAACAGGCAUCCUUUUUCCCAAUGUGGAGUGAACCCUCCUCUGUAGAGCUCACCUGGAUGAACUGAAACAUGGGGUUGCUCAGAAGGGUUCCAUCUAGAAAGCAACUUGGGAAGGAACUCUUGGUGGUUUUAAACCCUCUUUAGGACUCAGACUGUUUCCAGAAUCAUUGAUCUAGAGCUUUCUGGGGAAGGGGCAGUGUUGCUAGAUAAUCUGGGAGAACAGGAGAGAUGGAGACCCCUCUGGCUGCUAGAGAGGAAUGUUUUCAUUUUCCUCUUGGUUCUGACAGAAUCGGCUUUAUUGGGGGCAUCAGCAAAAGCCGCUGGAUGCAGGGCUCCUCCUGUUGCAGGCCUCGAGUGAUGCUGUUUAACUGCCUGUGCUCCUGGCCUUUGGGAUUGGGGGUGGGGAGGAAAGAAACGUGAGCACUGUGGUAGGGGGUGGUGAUGCUACUGCUGCUUAGGAAUUCAGAGGGUAUUUGCCUCCCGUGUCUCAUUUUAUACAGCACUUGGGUGAGGUAAUUAGGGACGGCUACUUUUUCCUAUUUAGAGAUGAGGAAACUGAGGCAAAGAGACGUAGGGCAUUGGCAACAUGACAAGGUAUGGAGGAGAUUCCGCGCUAGAAGCCAGGUCUUCUACUGCCCAGUGACAGUGUCCUUUCCACCGUCUGCUGGGUAGGUAGCCAUAUCUGUUACAAGUGAGUACAGGAUUCCAACAGAGUUGAUGUAAAGAGAACCAACAAGGGUUCUUUCAAAGUGGUUUGCUUGAGGCUGAUAUCAAUUCACCCGUAACUACAUGGGGCCAGGACCCGGAAGGAGGUCGGCUUGUUUCAGUGUAGGAUGUCUUUUACGUUGGAGGAAGCAUCAGGAAGCUGGACACCCGCAUCCCCCACCCCAGGUUUGGGUCUGCUUUUUUGUGAGAAACUGAGGUUCACUCUCUCCCAGUGUGGAAGUUGAGGCUUGGGCAGGGAGUGGCAGGGCUCUGUGCUCUGGGGGCCUUGAGCUUUCCCUCCCACUGGGCCCUGGCCGUGGAAUGCUGGGACUGUCCUUCCUGCUGGGCAGCUCCCCCCAACCCCCUACACUGGCCUGACCCCAUCAGAGCUGUCCCAGGGCUCUGGCCACAGAACUUAUGGGGCCAUCCCAGCUGGCCACUAGAUCCAUAGCAAAACAGGGAGGGGUUACUGUGUCCGGAGUGACCCCACCCCUGUUGGCAUGGCCCUGUGCCAGCGACAAGAGAUCUUUCAUCCUGGGGCAGCAAUAAGCACUCCUGUUAGAAAAGGCCGCACUGAGAAGCCUGAGGACCUGGGCUCGCCCUUGACUUUGUUUGUGAUUGAGAGUCUCUCCAACAGGGAACAAAGACACCACUCUGACUGGAGAGGCUCACCCUGCUGCUCACUGGCCAGGCAGCCUCAGGCGAAUGACUUGACCUCACUGAGCUCAGUUACCCUCGCCCUAAAAUGAGGAUAAUUGUUGUAUCUACCUCAAGAUUGUUUCAUGGGGAGGGGACUGAGACAUGGUGCAUGAAUUGCAUGUGGCACAGUCGCACAAGAAGCACUCCGCAUUGCUAAUUUUUAACUCUCACAUUAGGGCUUGCUAAGGAACUCUGUUGGGGACAGGUGCCCAGACGAUUUGUGGAGCAGCCAGUGCUGGGGUAUGUGAUGGGCAACCUGCCACCUGCUGGGGCCCAGAGAUUUGUCAGGGCAGCAGCUGCUGGGGGUUGGCUCUCCGCUGCUGUGUUUCUGUCUCCUUGCGCACGCUCUACCUGGCCAGAGCGAGUUUCUUCAUUUUCCUCCCGGUAUGUAAUGGAAUCCUGGGGGAUCCUGGAGGCCACCUUUCUUGCUUCCGGGCAGCCAAGAUAUUGACAGCAGACCUUCCAGUCAAGUUGAAAAUAUGUCUUUCAGUCAAGACACAUUUUAGUGUUUUCUUAUUUUCCCUUUCAGCGGUUUCCUUAUUUUUUCCCCUUCAUGUUUAGUCCUUAUAGUCAGGAAUAAGUCUGGAGAAAAACUUACUCAAAACAGAGCUUGGGACCCUGGAGAGCCUUUUAACCUGUUUUGCAGAUGGUGGGGUGAUACAAGAGGUGAAGUGUCUCGUCCAGGGCAGCGGCCCAGCCCCCAGCUCCAUGACUCCCUUCACGGCACCACUGCAAGCUCGCCACCCUGCUCAGCCUCAGGAGGGUUGGUCUUCCAAACGCUCUCACUUUCUUGUGACCUGACGCCAUGUUUUGGAUCACUGUUAUGGGCUUUCACUUCUCUUUGGUUUGGACUUCCCCAGACAACACCCGUUGAUGCUGUUUGUCUUCCACCCUUCGGUGCAGCUGGUAGUGUUUGAUUCGGGUGCCAUACCAGUCAUUUCACUGGGUUCUUGAUUUUGGCUCUUUCUCAUCAGUUCUCUGAGCCCUUUGAAAUUAGCUUCCAUCAGUCCUAUUUUUUAUCUUGCCUCUUUUUUUUUAAGAUUUUUAUUUUUUCUUUUUCUUCCCAAAGCACCCCCCCCCCCAUACAU
Equus quagga is the source of this 4481-nucleotide messenger RNA. RefSeq names its product transmembrane protein with metallophosphoesterase domain (gene TMPPE). The transcript is spliced from 2 exons. Gene Ontology annotation, molecular function: hydrolase activity. The record is from RefSeq and is a predicted model, not a curated record. The coding region runs from base 391 to 1734 and encodes 447 amino acids. NCBI's taxonomy places the organism in Eukaryota, Metazoa, Chordata, Mammalia, Perissodactyla, Equidae.